AUGGCAAUAAAGCACGUCGAAGCAAAAGCAACACAUCUCCGCCGAAACGACCAUUUUCCUGGCUCCGGAGCCGGGGCUGAGAGUCGGGGAGAGGCCGGUGGAGUUGUAGCCUCCUGGAGCUGGGGACAGAGCAUUGGUGUUGUUGCUGCUGCUGCUGCUGCUACUACUGCUACCCCCCGGACCCCCGAGGCCGUUCACCCGAUUCACGUUCCCGGCCACAACAGUCGACGACGACCCGAUCCCCAAUUCCGAUCCACAAUGUCCGGUCCCGGCUACUCCGCUGCCCGCCCCGCCGGGACCCCCAGCCCCGGGGGACCCCGACAACUUCUGCUUCUUCACCCCGCAGCACCCGGCCGCCAUCUUCGAACAAUCUGCACCGACACACCGCUUCCGACCCAUCACCGUCACCGCGGGAAGGGCGGGCCGAAACGCAGACCACACAUUGAUCAAUUGUUUGUCUACAAAGAACCUCAUCCGGAUGAAUGUUUUGACGAAGUCUGCUGUGGAAUAAAGCCUGACAACAGAUAUAAGGUGAAGGAUGACGUCGGGAACGUUCUUUUUAGUAUUCUCGAGGACAGUGAUUAUUGUAGCAGGCAUUUCUAUCAAGGACGUUCCUUCAUAAUGAAUGUUAUUAAUGAAUCUAAUAAAGAGGUCAUCAGACUGGUGCACCCAUUUGUUUGCAGCAGCUGCAAUCAUGAGCUGGAGGUUCAGUCUCCACCAGGCUUUGCCAUCGGACAUGUUCGACAAAACUGGCAUAUUUGCCUGCCUAAAUUCACAGUUGAGAAUAAACGAGGUGAACCAGCCGUUAAGAUUGCGGGACCAUUUUUACCUCUUACCUGCUGCAUGGAUCAGAACUUUGAGCUGGUGUCUUUGAACGGGGCAGCGACAGACGGACCAUUUGGCAAGAUCUUCAAACCUUUCUCAUGCAGUGUACUAAAUACAGGUGCAGAUUUUGUGCUGAGGUUUCCAAACAACCUGGAUGUCAAAAUGAAAGCUACACUGUUGGGGGCCUGCAUACUUAUUGACUUCAUGUAUUAUGAUAAGCCAAAACAACCGUUACUACGUCUACUAAAGUAUUUAUCUCCUGUGACUGUUUACACUCUGUUUACACUCAAGUAAACACACAUGAAGAAGAUAACAAGGUAACGCAUCAUUUUCCAUUUUGGAUACGCCAACUUCAGAAAGAAGACUGAAGGAAGACAAAUGUCUACAGACUGCUUGCCACAUUAU
Sinocyclocheilus grahami is the source of this 1230-nucleotide messenger RNA. Its product is annotated as phospholipid scramblase 2-like. The transcript has 7 exons. Gene Ontology annotation, biological process: plasma membrane phospholipid scrambling. The record is from RefSeq and is a predicted model, not a curated record. Gene Ontology annotation, cellular component: plasma membrane. Lineage: Eukaryota; Metazoa; Chordata; Actinopteri; Cypriniformes; Cyprinidae. The coding region runs from base 1 to 1119 and encodes 372 amino acids. Gene Ontology annotation, molecular function: phospholipid scramblase activity.